Messenger RNA from Acanthochromis polyacanthus (spiny chromis), 3435 nucleotides. RefSeq names its product melanocortin 4 receptor (gene mc4r). Gene Ontology annotation, molecular function: melanocyte-stimulating hormone receptor activity. The transcript has a single exon. The record is from RefSeq and is a predicted model, not a curated record. NCBI's taxonomy places the organism in Eukaryota, Metazoa, Chordata, Actinopteri, Pomacentridae. Gene Ontology annotation, biological process: G protein-coupled receptor signaling pathway. Gene Ontology annotation, cellular component: membrane. Bases 556 to 1536 code for a protein of 326 amino acids.
GCCUGAAAUCCGCAGCAGCAACUUUAAUUCAUGCUGAAACCUCCAUUCACGCGUCAGACAGAAUUCUGCUCCUCCUCCCACCUUCAUCGCUCCCCGAUUGGACGGUCGGCUGCAGGGGUGUGUGUUUGUAUUUGUGUGUUCUGGUGUAACAGAGUGAGAGAGUGAGUGAGGGAGUGAAAACCAGAGCAGCUUUACCAAGUGAUGAUCUGCAUUUAGCCUCACAUCGAGCCGCUGCCUCUCACUGAUAAUCAGCCUCUCACAUGCUUCCUGGGUCUCGCUGCUUUGUCACUUCUUCUUCUUCUUCUUUCCGCUUGGUGAACAUUAAUCUGAACUUCUGACUGGCCUCCAUGCAGAGUGGAGCCAUGAGAGCAGAACAGCGGCAUCAUCUUCGAUCGAGACGAGAAGCAGCAGCAGCAGAUAUAUGAAGAAUAAAAGAAACUACUUCUGGGAUUUUUUUUCAUGCCUUCUGAAGGGCGCCUGGGUUGUCCAUCAGAUAAUGAAGGUGCUUCAAAGCCGCUGAGAUUUCAAUCAAAGAUUUAACCCCAAGAAGCCAGUAUGAACACCACAGAUCCCCAUGGAUUGAUCGAAAGCUACCAGAACAGGAGCCAAACGACAACUUUGCCACUUAACAAAGACUUGGCAGGAGAGGAGAAGGACUCUUCUGCAGGAUGCUACGAGCAGCUGCUGAUUUCCACCGAGGUUUUCCUCACGCUGGGCAUCAUCAGCCUACUGGAGAACAUCCUGGUGGUCGCCGCCAUCGUCAAGAACAAGAACCUCCACUCGCCGAUGUACUUCUUCAUCUGCAGCCUGGCAGUGGCUGACAUGCUGGUGAGCGUCUCCAAUGCCUCGGAGACCAUCGUGAUCGCGCUCAUCAAUGGUGGCAGCCUGACCAUCCCGGUGACGCUCAUCAAAAGCAUGGACAACGUGUUUGACUCCAUGAUCUGCAGCUCCCUGCUCGCAUCCAUCUGCAGCCUGCUGGCGAUCGCCGUCGACCGCUACAUCACUAUCUUCUACGCGCUGAGGUACCACAACAUCGUGACGCUGCGGCGGGCGAUGCUGGUGAUCAGCAGCAUCUGGACGUGCUGCACCGUCUCCGGCAUCCUCUUCAUCAUCUACUCGGAGAGCACCACGGUGCUCAUCUGCCUCAUCACCAUGUUCUUCACCAUGCUGGUGCUCAUGGCGUCGCUCUACGUUCACAUGUUCCUGCUGGCCCGGCUGCACAUGAAGCGGAUCGCGGCGCUGCCCGGCAACGCGCCCAUCCAGCAGCGGGCCAACAUGAAGGGCGCCAUCACCCUCACCAUCCUGCUCGGGGUGUUCGUGGUGUGCUGGGCGCCCUUCUUCCUCCACCUCAUCCUCAUGAUCACCUGCCCCAGGAACCCCUACUGCACCUGCUUCAUGUCCCACUUCAACAUGUACCUCAUCCUCAUCAUGUGCAACUCCGUCAUUGACCCCAUCAUCUACGCCUUUCGCAGCCAGGAGAUGAGGAAAACCUUCAAAGAGAUUUUCUGCUGCUCUCACGCCCUCUUGUGUGUGUGAGUCGAGUGUGAAGAAGCAUCAGCGGAGCUACAAAACCCCUGAAAUCAAACUUGGCGAGCAGAGACUUUGAUGUCCUUUGAGCUGUAAUCACUGUGGACUUGCUGCAGCUGCUGUGCUCUCGGUGUCGGCUGUAAAUGAUUUAUUAGUCGGACUGAGUCGGGUUGCUCCAGAGGUAGGUUUACCAAACCCUUGUAACAUAGAGUGUAGACAAACGCUGCUUUGUUUUUUUUCAAGUCAACGCUGCUCUAAAAGUGCAAUUUGAAGUAAAUGUGACCAGCAUGUAUUUGAAUAAGCGCAGUCAGACUCUGGUUUCUCACUCGGAAAUCUCUCCUUUCUGCCUUCACUGUUGGAGAAAUAAAAAAGAAACAGACUUACUCUGAAGAAUUUUCUGUAUGAAGAAAGUCUGUGGCACUGAAGUGUCAAAGCAGCAGAGAUUCUAAUGAACUCUUCACUAUUUUUUUGUCUAAAAAAUGUCAAGAAAAUUUCGAUCAAUUUUUCCCUAAACCCAAAGAUGCUCAGUAAGAGGAGGAAAGAAAUCAGAAAAUGCUCAAACUUCAGCGUGCAAAUGCGAGAAUUUUAACUUGUUUCCCCUAUAAUUAAUCUGUACUGGACGUCUAACAAAGGGAUUACCCUCUUAUGUGAUGGACUACCUCCAUGAUUAAGAGUUUCAUCCUCCUCAUAACAGACUGACAGACAGCAGACACAUAUCCUGCUCGUUUUCUUUGCAAUGAAUGUUAAAAUAUACAUGUCAAACAUUCACUUUUCCUGUGAUACGAUGAUGAGAUGAAAGCCAUAACGCCUCACUGAUUUCCCCUAUUAUGUGCCAAUUAUAGGAGACGAAGGGAAACGGAGGGAAUCUUGAAACUGUUUUCUACCAAAGUGGCAUUUUAUUCAAAACAACCAGUGUCUAAGCUCACUUCAAGCAGAGAAAAGAGGUGAUUUUCUGAGCCGCUCAGUUGAGAUUAUCGUGGAAAUGACAAACCAAGAGCACAACCACAUUUCAACCACUGACGCCUCGGCACGAGAUUUACUGCCAAAAAUGUAAAUGUAAAAUCACUCAGAGCAUUUACACUGCACUGGAUGUAAGGAAAAACAGACUCAGGCGCAGUAGAAGGCUUAAACACUUCAUGCAUUUCUGUUUUUUUUUUUUUUUUAUUUGGAUGAGUUUACCUCAUUUGCACCUUCCCUCUAGUGUGAUUUCCCUCUCCUUCUUUUGUGAUCGGGGAUGCAGCUUUUACAGAGUCUCCUCUGAUUUUUUUUAACGUUCACUUAUAAAUUAUUUUCCCGUGAGUGAAAUGCUAAAUCAAACCCUGCAUAGAAGCGAUAAAGGUCCACUCUGACUCAUUCCAUCUGUUGGUUUCCAAUCAAAGCGCUCGUGAACUUGUGGUCUGUGUAGAUAUUUUGUGUGAAUUUUGCACUUGUGGGUUGCUCUUAACUCUCACUUACACCAUGUACAUGUGACUGUAAAGAAAUCUAUUUUUCAUCAUGUUCAUGUGAAAGGGCAGACUUUACUGAAUGUAUUUUUAUGUAGUAAACACGUGUUGUGUGACUCGUUGCUUUUAAUCUUUGCCUUAAAUAUGUUGCACUGUGACGUAAAGAGCAACCGCAUCCUCUGUGACAGUGUUGCACCGACUGAUGUAAUCGGGGUUUUUUCUAUGUAGUUAGAAAAUAUUGCCUUAUUUAUUUAUGCCUCUGUAAACUUGAAGCUCAUUCCUAAGCUCACGAAAAAAGGCACAAGAAAAAGCGAUGUGAACAGGAUUGUCGUUUUUCUGUCAGCAGCAGCUUCGCCUUGGAGUUUGAUUCAUGUGUGCCAAAUAUGAAGGUGUUUGCUUUGACCUCUGCAUCCGAUGUGAACCACAGCUGCAAAGUAACUUCAAUAAAUCAUAAUUCCACCUCAGA